AGUCCUUGAUGUAACAUGGAGGCAGGACUUGUUUCACGUAUUACGACUGAGCUGGUACUCUUCCUGUUGACUACAAUGUCAGAGCAACAAGAAGAGCAUGAUAGCUUGGUGCACGUGAAAGCUAAUGAUGCAUUUCACAAGAAAAAACUACAGAAGGAAGAUGAGUCCUUGGAACUGUCUUACCCACUGCUUGCUGGAGAAUAUGUGGAAUAUCUGGGGAAGGCCUGCGAUGCCAUCAUCAGUAUUUCCAACUUCCGUUUAAUGAUACGCUAUGCGGAUUCAUUUGACAAUGUGCCUUUACAAUUGAUUGAAUGUGUUGAGCUUCGUGAUAUGAACUUCUUACACAUUCUGUGCAAGGAUGCCCAGUCUGUCAGGUGCAAGUUUUCAACCACUGAUAAAUGUCGAACUUGGGCUCAUCGUAUUUCCAAAGCCAUCCGAGCACCAGCCAAGUUGGAGGACUUGUUCGCGUUUGCAUUUCAUGCUUGGUGUUUUGAUGAAGGUAAAAGCGAUUUACCUACUCCUGGAUUAAAAUUCUUUCAACAACAAAAAGAGAAUCGGUCCCAAUUUAUAUUGGAUGCAGAGGCUGAGCGGAUGGAGUUUGAUUUGCAAAACACCUGGAAAAUAUGCAAUAUGAAUCGCGAUUUCUCGUUAUGUUCCUCCUAUCCCAAGAAACAUCUUAUACCAGCUUGCAUUUCCAAUGAUCAGCUGAAGACAGUUGCCAAUUUCAGAUCCAAUAAGCGGUUUCCUUCUGUCGUUUGGAGAAACAAGUCGAAUGGUGCAGUGAUUGUCCGCUGUAGCCAGCCUGAGGUGGGUUGGUUAGGCUGGAGAGACACUGAAGAUGAGAACAUGCUACUAUCCAUCCUGGAGGCUUGCAAAGCGGACCGUGGGAGGCGCUCUAGACACAUGAGCAUGGAGGAUGAUGGUGGAGGUGGGACAAGUAUGAAGGAGAAUGAUAUAGCAGCUGGUGAUAGUAGUGACUCAAUUGAUCCAGGCAGAGAGUCUGCAGGCUACAGCUCGGACAAGAAGAACAUGCUGCUGCUGGAUGCAAGGUCUUAUGCUGCAGCAGUUGCUAACAGAGCCAAAGGUGGAGGCUGUGAAUGCUCAGAGUACUACCCAUGUUGUGAGAUUCAAUUUAUGGGACUACCAAACAUUCAUUCAGUACGCAAGACAUUUCACUCGGUUAGACACAUGUGCUCCAGCUCUGAACAUCAACCUAAUUGGUUGUCGUCCUUGGAGAAUACUAAGUGGUUGCACCAUUUGUCGUUGCUUUUGAGCUCUGCGAUGAUUAUCGUGAAUGCUAUACAUAAGGAGCAACGUCCGGUGGUCGUACAUUGUUCCGAUGGUUGGGACCGAACACCACAGCUGACCGCUCUUUCGCAAUUAUUGUUGGAUCCUUAUUAUAGAACUGUUCAGGGUUUCCAAGUUUUAGUGGAAAGGGAGUGGCUAGCUUUUGGGCACAAGUUUGCUGAUCGUUGUGGACAUGCUAAACAGAAUGAUGAUGCGAAUGAGAGAUGUCCAGUGUUCCUCCAGUGGUUGGACUGUGUACAUCAGAUACUUAAACAAUUCCCAACAGCCUUUCAGUUUAAUGAGACGUUCUUGGUUAAGCUUGUUAAGCACACAUUUUCUUGCCUUUUUGGAACAUUCCUGUGUAACAGUUCUAAAGAACGAGAACAAAAUGACGUCAAAGAUCGAACUUGCUCUGUAUGGUCUAUACUGGAAGUGGAAAGCCAUAAGUAUAGGAACUAUCUCUAUGCACCAGAAGUUACCAAUAAGGUGCUUUUUCCAGCUUGUAAUAUUCGCAAUCUUCAUUUAUGGGCCAAUGUUUACAUGUCUGAUUCUGUAGCUACAAGUCCUGAUGAUAUCACUCCUACCGGUCCUGCACCUGAUGUCCAGAUGGCUGAUGCCUCUCAAUUACCUAGAACCAAAUCUUGUGAUGAUAUCUCUAAAGCCGUUAAUGAGAUAUCGGAAGGGAAAGAGACUUCUAAAGAGAUAUCAAACCUUCACCGAACAUCCAGUGAUCCCAAUCUGAGUGACAUCAGAUCCGAAUUGAGCAUAGGGGUGUCACCGCCCCGGAGAGGUUCUGAUAUCUCCCCUGAAGCAUUACGCAAGAACAUCAACAACCUGGAGUUACAAAUGAUGGCAGAGACCAGUAUUGAGGAAGACGCUGCAAAGAAAGACACGGAAAGUGAACCAAGUGUUAAACAGCUGUCAAACACUGUUAUAACAACAAAUGGAUUUUACAAAAAUGACGAUGAGGUUGAUAAUUCUUUUGAUUCUACAAACCAUAAUGGCCACGUACCUAAUGGAAUAGCAAAUGGUAUUGCUACCAGCAUGGCUGGUUUUGAUGGAUCUCCUAAGGAUUGUGCAAAGAUUCCUGGCAAAGCCUUCAGGACCUCACUUGAUGCCCAUCUAGAAAGUUCCACAGAGACUCUAACUGAAGAGGUAGUUAAUAACCAGGUGCCUGAACAAAAUGGACUUAAAAACGGGCAUAUUGAUGAAAUUAGUUUGGGUACUAAUGGCUUGUUGAAAUCUAAAAGCUCAACUAUAAGCACAAGCACCACAGAUAUUAGUGAUUCAACCAUAGGAUUACUGGACUCUAUAGAUAAAAAUCGCACUAUAGAUUAUGAAAGAGAAAUGUAUAGCAAAUCCGAAAUAUUUUAUAAAUCUUACCCGCCGCUGUCUAUUAAAACUAGCAAGUCAUUUUACAAUGGCAGUAACACAAGCCAUGCACGAAACCUAUCCGGCUCAAGCCUGCUUAGUUCAGCUUCCGAGUAUUCAACGCCAAACGCCAGUCCUCGGUGUGAACUUAACGGUCACGGGGGAAGUUUAGAUAGUCAUAGGUCAUGUGUCAAUGGCAGCACACCGAGCAUGUUACGAAUUGGUAGACAUCUUGAUGAGGACGGUCUGACUACUGUGAAAGAUCCUUACCAGAAUCAAAUGUUAGCAAUGGAACGGCAGCAUCGCAGGAUAAUUGAGGAGUAUGAAACCAAACUGAAACAACUGAAGCAUUUACUCAUUUCUAAUCGUAAUUUCCAAUUUGACAGAAGUUUUGAGCCUGAAUUCUCUAGUGAAGAGGCUCACGCAAACACCUCACGCUGUGAUUCCAUCAAAUCGGAUGUCUCGUGGGAAGAGAUAGAUGAAAAAGAUGGCAUGCCGGUUCUUUGGGUACCGGAUCACGCUGCUACUGAGUGCACAGGAUGUCAGGCUAAGUUCCAACUUUGGAACCGCAAACAUCAUUGCCGAGCGUGUGGAAAGAUAUUCUGUGGAUCAUGUAGUAAUUACUAUGCACCCAUUCCAGAGGAGCAACUUUUCAAGAAAGAACGUGUGUGUCAGGCCUGUAAUGAUAAACUAGGAAAUAUGAAUUCCUUAUUUAAGGUUAGCCAAUCAAAAACAGCCAUUACAACAGCCAAUGGUUAGCCAAUCAAAAACCACUUUUAACAACAGGCAAGUGGUUAUCUGAUGAAAAACAGGUAUUACAACUGGCAGAUGGUGUAUCAUGAUAAUCCAUUCUCAAUAUGAAAUGAAGUAAAACCAACACAAGAUUUAUGAAAAUUUCUCAAUUAUAGUCAAAACUGGAUUUAUAUCCAAGAAAUAUGGAUUCUUAUGAAAACCAAAAGCAUGAUAAAUAAUAAAACAAAUUUUAAAUAAUUUAAGAAUUGUUUUUACUCCCAAUGGCUAAGCCAGGAGAUGUUGAGAGUAUGUCUGAAUUUUGCCUAACAGCAAUUCUGAUUGGUAUAUGAAUAUUUUUUUCAUUUAUAGGAAAAAAUUGUUAUUUUUUGACUUAAUAAAUUUGACUUUAUAUUAAAGUCAUUAUGUGGCUUGUACGAUAGCUGAUGGAAAAAGUAUUACAGUGUUGAUUUCCAGUUCCCAUUUGGGACCAUAACUUUAAUUUUUUGCCAUCUGCAGACAUUUUUAAGCAUUGUGCAUAUGUUUCCUGUAGCAGAUGAGAUUUGCAGUUGGCUAUAACUCCAGUGAAGAUUCUUACCAGCGAAACAAAAAAAUAUCUAAGUAAAAAUAAUUUAAAAUAGAAUGAAAUCAAUAUAUGUAAUAAAUGAUGAAAAGGGCCAAAGAAAUUGUUUUUAUGGAAAGCAAGCCUUAAAUUUGAGAGUGUCAAUAUUUUAGAAAGUACUCCACACCCUGAAGAUUUUCCCUUACCCUAACAGAUUUCUUUCCAAUAAUAUAUAAUACUUUACUCUAAUAUAUAGCGCUAUUUGAUCUACAUUAAAGCGCACAAUUAUCACCACUGUUCUUCUAGAUACAUUAAAAACCUUGUACCUUCUCUGGAGUCCUAGUAGUGCCGGAAGAGGAGCCAGAUGGGAUCAGAGAGAGAACUCACUUGCACUAAGGCUUUUAUUCUGGGACCCUGACCGGAGGUCCUACAUGGUCCCUUGCUUCAGAACCCUUGUCCACUAAUUUCUGGACUCGCCACUAAGCAGUGCAGCUAAAGCCUGGUUUCCAUAAAAUCGCUACACGGCGAUGGCAUGGAAACGCACGACAUCUGUGACUAUUAGGCCUAGAAAAAGAGAACAACUUGCUGGAGAUAAAACUCCUGUUUGGCCUACCUUAGAGGGCUUUCGUUCGGGUGGGAAAUGUUCUUCUUAGUGUAGCAAUUGCUAAAACCACAGUGUAGCUAUUUUCAUAGAAACCAGGCUAAAUUUAGCACCAAAUUCCAAAUAUCCUACCAUUUAUGAAGCAAGACUUAUACCCCUUUUACACUGCUAGGAGGUUUAAUUUGAAAAGUGUCUAGGCCUAGCCUAGCGGUUCUGGAAUGCACCCGGGUUGUCCAACGCUGAAUGCGUCCUGCACAUCGAUCCCGGGCUGUUUGGCAACCCAGGUUGUAUUUUUUGCCAUUUACAACCACAACUCGGGAGAUUUAACCCGGGUAUUGGAAAAUCCCGGGUUAUGUCUGGAAUUUUGCUUGCAGUAUAAAAAGGGUAUUUUAGUGCUCUGAUCAAGGACACUAGACCAGUCUCAGCAACAUUUUAAUUGAAAGGUCAAAGCUUUGUCCACACUAUCCAGUAUUUUAUGCCCAAAAUGGGCAAAAAGAUGCCCACUUAACCCAUAUACAAUAUAAGCAAAUCAAAUGUAUAUUUUAUAUAAUAUUUGAUCGUGCAGGCAGUUUUGCCAUUGUGCCACACCCAAUCCCUCCUAACCCCACAAUACAUCCAGUAUCCCCAGUCAUUGGUGUACAGUUAACAACUUUACAUUAAGAUGACUUUUCACAUAGUGAAUGUUAUAAUGGCCCCGUUUUGACAUUUUGGGUGUAUGUACUUAUUGUCAGCUACUGGUAUCUAAUUUAAGAUUUAAUGAUCUAACAAGGUAUUUUUUUACUUGUUGAGCAGCCUGUAUUAUCAAGCCUUGGCUAGAAAACAAAAUAUUGUAGAUGAAAUAUUAUAUAUUAAUGUGUAAUUAAUAGUCAAUAUGUUUAUUUCCUAUUUCGUUUCAGUUUUUAUCAAUUUUAGUAUAUUCAGUACCAAUAGGAUCUGUUUUUUCUUCAAAAAUUUUCAAGAGUUUCUAAAUUAAAAAAAAAACAUCAAUAAUACUUUAAGGUAAUCAAAAUGACAUUCCACACAAAAUUCUAAUUGAAUUAUAUUAAUUUUCCUUUAGCAAUAUUCAUUUAUUUAGAUAACCAACAUCAUGUAUUCUGUCAUCGCCCUUUAAGAAAAAAAAAAUGUUAUGUUUCUAGUAUAUAUUUUGUUGUUUAUAUCAAUGUAUAAUGUAUUAUCCUUUCAGAGGUUUCUUAUUUCUUAUUUAAUUUAUAAAGUGUGCAAACGAAAAAAAAAAAUAAUUUGGUUAAUGCAGCUUAGGAAUUGCACAAGAGCAGCCAAAGAAUAUAUAAAGUGUCAUUUGGAAAAUCCUGAUAUGUCUUGCCCAUGUUUAAUCAGGCCAAUUUAUGACAUUAAAAUAAAAUUAUACACAAUAUUUUUGUUAAGCGUGUGUGAAUACGAAAAGCUACAUUUUCAGUAAGUAAUACUGUAUGUACAAAACAAUUUCAUUAUAUUUGUGUUCAUAUUAUUAGUACUGUAUAAUUAUUAUGGUACUAUUCUUAUUGGUGUUAUUAAAGUUUCUUUGUUAGUGUUUUGUUGUAUUCAAAUUGUUAGGUGUUAUUAUAUUAACACAUUUUUCCAACACAACAUUUACAAUACUUGACCCUUGACCCUGUCUGUGCUUAUCCCGUAGUAGGGAGCUUUCGAUUUGUGCGACGAUGCAACGCUAGAACGGAAUCACUCAUGCGUGACCGUCCUACCUGGCAUCCUACGAUCUCUGCAUACAUAGAUUUGGCCAAAUUGCGUUCCAGAAUCUACUCGACGAGGUGACUUUAACAUCCUCGCAUGCGCAGAUGACUUUUAGUAAUGUCAUUACGUUCUACAUCCUACCAUGGAGGGUCCUACAGUCACACUGUAAACUGUAAAACACAGAACACUGAGCCUGUCUAUGCCACGCCUUACUCUAUAAUUGAUAUUUAUUCAGCAUCACAAUGACACCCUGUAGCAGGAAAGGCUUGAAAUCAAAAACCAUUAGACUAGAAAAUAUUUAUUAAUUUGGAAAAAUAUAUUUGGCAACAAAAGGUUAAACAUUACAGAAACUCUUUGGGAAUAUAUACAAUAGAAAUUAUGGUAGAUUUAUAACAUGGGAACUGUCUGUUCAGCUAAUAUAAGUGAAGAAUAUAAUUCUUUAUUAGCAUUGGUUUGUAUAUUUAAGUUAUUAACUAUUAAAAUAGAACAAGAAAAUAUUUUUUUUUGCCAAUUAACAAAUGGAUAAAAAUACCCUUUUUGUGUAAAUUAAGUAAAGUUUUACUAGAAUGCUUGAGGGUCUUUCCAUAUUUUAUAAUAGAAAGUACAGUACAUCUUUAAGCACAAGUACUGUUAUUUCUCUAACAUAAAUGGUGGUAGUCUCAUAUCAUAUUACAGUAUUUGUGUUGGAUGAAGUAUUAUUAAAAAUUCAUACUUGGUUUCAGUAAAUUAACUUACUACAUGGUUACCAAAUUAGAUAAAUAUUUUAUGUUUGAAAUUUCAAUUAUUGUAACAUUAUUUUUAGGAAAUUAUAAUAAAAGUACAUGUUUAUAUGAAAUUUAUAAAGCAAUAUGUUAAAUUAUAUUAUUUUUUAAAAAUACGAACUUCUAAAGGAAUGGCAUAACCGAUAUAUACUGUAGCUUAUUUUUAGUUCUAGUUGUCAAAUUCAUUUUUUUCUUGUGUAACAUAAUAAAUUGUCAUUAAUUUCCUUUUUUGCAAUUAAUUGAAUGUUGUUUAAUUGAUAAACAAUUUCUGAUUGGAAAUUAAGACCAGUUUGUCCUAUGGUUGAUUUAGUUCGGAGGUAAACAUUUACAGAAAAGGAAAUUGGUAUAAGCAAUAUUUCGUCACAUUAUUUAAGCGUUGAUUUCUCUUGACCAAAAAGGGAAUAAAGAUUGAAUGACAUUUGUUGUAAUCUGAAACAAUUUGUAAAUAUAAAUUGUUAACAGUUUUGUUAAUACAGCAUGUGUAAACUUUCAUUUGAUUCACUUUAACACAGAGCCUGUCCUCAACGUCAUAUAAAUAAGAUUUCAAAUAAAUAUGUAUUAGAAAAAAA
This is a messenger RNA of Anneissia japonica, 7566 nucleotides long. Its product is annotated as myotubularin-related protein 4-like. The transcript has 16 exons. The coding region runs from base 16 to 3417 and encodes 1133 amino acids. Gene Ontology annotation, molecular function: metal ion binding; phosphatidylinositol-3,5-bisphosphate 3-phosphatase activity; protein phosphatase binding. Gene Ontology annotation, biological process: regulation of autophagy; dephosphorylation. The record is from RefSeq and is a predicted model, not a curated record. Lineage: Eukaryota; Metazoa; Echinodermata; Crinoidea; Comatulida; Comatulidae.